AUGGGAAUGGUUGAUUCCUUACCACUCGAGAUUUGGUCUCAAAUAGUAUCUGACAUAUCGUUAAAGGAUUUAUUUAAAUUGAGAAGAGUAAAUAAAAUUUUAAAUGAAAAACUCUCUUCAAAUACUAUUUGGAAGGCCAAAUCUUACGAAUAUUGGUUAAGACAUCAAAAUAAUGAUGUAAUAACCGAAUAUAAAAGAUGUAAAAUGUUACCGAAAGUACCUACCAAGGGACAAGAAUCAAUUCCAGAAAAUAAAAGGAUUUGGUUUGAUUAUUUUCAAAAAAGGUUUCAGAUGGAUUUAAAGUUUAUUAGGGAAUUGAAUAACUUCGUCGAUCAAGAGUUCGAAAAAGAUAUAAUGGAGGAUAGGCAAAAGGUUUACUGGAAUGCGUAUUUUGAUCUGAUUAGAUCGUACCCUCGUGCUUUCUUGAUCCCCUUGUUACAUCGGCUUAUUUUAAAAUCUCCUGUUUCGUUUACGGGAUAUGAUAAAGAUGCUGACUCUGAGAAAUUAAGAUACGAUGCCAAGUAUCAUGCAAUUAAAAUCUUAAGAAGUCUGCGACAUAGUCAAUGCUAUAAUGCAUUGGUUGGUGUCGAUGAUAAUUUGGAACCUCGUAAGUUUCUCACCUUGAGAGAUGACGAAUUGAUGGAAUCAUUUCUUUUAAAGUGGAAUGCUAUGGAUAAUUCAUUCGAUACUUUAGUUAAAUUCAGACCUAAAUUUUACAAUGACAUCAACAAUCAAAUUAAACAAAAAUUUAAUGGAUAUCUAAAAGAUUUUAAAAAGUUAGAUACAUUCAAGAAGAUUGAAAUCAUAACGCAAGUAGUUAUUGAUAAUCUUCAUUGGGAUAAAGAAGCACAUAUUAAUAACCAAGGACGAUUUGAUGAGGCAGAAACAAAAGUAGAAUCAUUCAUGCUGUUAAGAGUGUAUGCGAAAGAAAUUGAACCUUCCGCUUCGCUUUUCUUUAGUAUUGUUCAAAAAAUUGCCAGAUUGUUUGAUAUUCAAGCAAAAAUGACAUUAACAGCGUUGCUUUGUCUAGAUGAAAAAGAUCCUGAUAAUUACUACUAUGUAUUUUUCAACCUGGAGGAUAUAUAUAAAGGAAGUUGCACAAUCAGAGAUAAACGUUGGCUAAGUAGAAGCUUAGGUGCUUCAGAGAGGGAGCUAUUUACUCGUAGUCUGUUACCGUUAAGGUUACCACAAUUUUUAACUGCAUAUUAUGAAAUUUGUGGAGGUGAUAAAGAUUCUAUAUACUUAGAUAGACUCCAUGAUAACACGAGGAAGACCAAGGAACAACGUCUUGCGAGAAUUAAGAAAUUAUUUCCUUAUAGUCGUGAAUAUUUCUCGCCUCAUAUUCUAAAGUAUUUCCUUACAUUUGGAGAAUGUCUAGUAGCCAAAAGAAUGACUUCGAUGAGUAGAUCCACUCAAGAAAAAUGGAAUCAAUUUAUUGAACAAACACAAGUGCACUUUCCGGCGAAUUUUUAUUUCAUUGAACCAGAAAGGAGGCAUACACCAGGUCCAUACGGGGCAUGGCUAGGUAUAAGAAACCAUAUGUACUUGAAUUUCCUUGAAGAUAUAGGUAAAUUUGUAAUUUUGAAACCACAUGGUGAAAGUCAUGAGCGAAUAUUUUGUAUUAUGGGUAUGAAAAGGGGUCAAGGGAGCCCAAUGUGUACGUUAGUGGAUGAAUUUGGAGAAGUUUAUGCAGAUUCGAGAGAUGCGAUCAAGAUUUACAAUGGUGACUCUAAAACAAUUGAAGAGUUUUUAAAUGUUGAUCCAUAUACUGAUUUGGGGUUACUUUUCCAAAAUUAUAAUCCCGAAUUGAAAAAAAUGGAACUUAAUGCAAGAAUUAGGAAUUAUUGCGCGGUUCAUCAACCUCACAAUCCCUUUAUUCCAAAGGAAGCAUGGGAAGCCAUGGGAUUUACCUAUGAGCAUACAAUGUCCUCAUGA
This is a messenger RNA of Naumovozyma dairenensis CBS 421, 1935 nucleotides long. RefSeq names its product SCF ubiquitin ligase complex subunit MDM30 (gene MDM30). The record is from RefSeq and is a predicted model, not a curated record. NCBI's taxonomy places the organism in Eukaryota, Fungi, Ascomycota, Saccharomycetes, Saccharomycetales, Saccharomycetaceae. The transcript has a single exon. The coding region runs from base 1 to 1935 and encodes 644 amino acids. Gene Ontology annotation, molecular function: protein binding.